This is a messenger RNA of Passer domesticus (house sparrow), 5547 nucleotides long. Its product is annotated as carbohydrate sulfotransferase 4-like. The coding region runs from base 2367 to 3563 and encodes 398 amino acids. The record is from RefSeq and is a predicted model, not a curated record. The transcript is spliced from 5 exons. Gene Ontology annotation, cellular component: Golgi membrane; trans-Golgi network. Gene Ontology annotation, biological process: keratan sulfate proteoglycan biosynthetic process; N-acetylglucosamine metabolic process; carbohydrate metabolic process. Gene Ontology annotation, molecular function: N-acetylglucosamine 6-O-sulfotransferase activity. NCBI's taxonomy places the organism in Eukaryota, Metazoa, Chordata, Aves, Passeriformes, Passeridae.
GUCAAAAACGUGCUGUCCGGUAGGGAGGCAUCUCCAGUGUAAGCACUGUGGAGUGCUUACACUCUAGUCUACACCAUUUGCAUUCCUCAGCAGCCUACUUCUGUUGCUUCUGCACUGGGUCAGGUGUGAUCUGUUUAUGCAUGCUUGGGAGCACAGUACAUGUUGCUUACUUCUUCAGGGUGUAAGAAAUAAAAAGUGUGAUUGCAUGGGCAGUUCACAGAGAUCACUAGUCUCUGAAUCCAGAGAGAGGGGGUAGAAAAUAGAAAUGUGUCAUUCCCUGGACAUACUGCAAUAGGCCUUCGUCUUUCCUUUGCUGAGGACUCCAGAGCUGGAUGCAGUUCUCCAGGUGGGGUCUUGCCAGAAUAGAGCAGAGGGGAAGAAUCUCUUCCUUCAUCCUGCAGUCCGUGUUGUUGGUGACACACAACCCAGAACAUGACUGGUUUCUGGGCUGUUAGCACACAUGGCUGGCUCAUGUGAAGCUUCUUGUCCACCAACACCCCAAGUCCUUCUUCUUGGAGCUGAUAUCAGUCCAUUUUCUACAUAGCCCAUGUUUGUGCUUGGGAUUACUCUGACCCCAUAUGCUUCUGCUUUGCCUCAUAAAGCUUUUGAGUCAGGCAUAUGCAGAGCAUGCUGUUUAUUUUCAAGAGUCAGAGGUUUCCUGCUUCAAGUGUCGCAAUGUGCAGUUCUCAGGAAAUACAGUGUACCAGACCAGUUUGUCCUCCAAAAUCUCAAAUCCAAGGAAGAGCAUAUUUUCCUCCUCUGUGCAACUGCUCAUACUACAGAGAAUGCCUUGUGGAAAGUUCAGAUAAAUAACUGGGACAUGGCAUAUAUACAAGUAGAAAAAUCUGCUUAACCCUCUGACAAGAUGACUGCACAGUAGCAUUCAGUGCUGUCAUAAAGCCUACAUAUUGAUGCCAAGGAAUCAGCAUAUCUUGGGCAAAUACAUACAGCUGGAAUAGAAAUUUUGAUCCAUCUCUGUUCAUGCAACUGUUAGCCAGGGAGAAAUAAUCCUUCAGGAAGAGUCGCUCAGUUGUGUGGCCUUCACAAAGGUUUUCUAACACCUGAUGAUGUACAGGUGAAUCCUGUGUGUCAGUGCAGGGCAUGAGAACACAUAGCAGAAGUCCAGAUUGCACCGACCAUUGUGUGGUCCUCCACAGCGCCCUACCUGGACCACUGCCAACUUCUUACCUUGUUUCCCAGCCUAGGGUUACCAGGGCUUGACCAUUUGUGUUUGCAAUGCAACAAGUGAAAGGGAACAUGACCUGCCUUAUUCAGAUUGUCCCUCCUGCUGGAAGCACCAGCCUUGCCCAGAUUUUUUCUUUUGCUGUCUCCUAUACUCCACUUGCCCUGAGAGCAGCAGUGAGGUCCUUGAGAACACAAAGAAGACACCAUUAAUAGGUCUAUAUCUCUCCAGACUGUGUGACAGAAUCUAUGAGAUCUGGAAUAGGAAUGACCCAAAGCAACUGUCUCUAUGUGUAUUUCUCUUGAGCCCAGUGCUGCCCUGUUUCACUACCUUACCUGGCACAGUCCCAUUGCAGUUCCAGCACCCUUGUGAAUCAUUAACAGUCCAAGUCCAGCUGCUCCUUUCACAGCUUGUCCUUUCACACAGUUUUCCUUCCCAGCCUCCAAAUGUUUAAAUCAAGCAAGGUACAGACAGAGAAGAGUAAAAAAGAUUUUUAUAUUAAUCUGCAUCUGCUGACAACAUGACAAGCAGCCAGAGCAAUAUUAGGAAAGUAUGCCCUACCUCUGCACUCAUGGUGGGCAAGCUGGUCCUCUUUGCAACUUGUUUGUCCUUUGCUCUGACAUUCUACAGACAUCCCUGUUCCUGCUCUUAUUUGGAGCUUGUAAUAGGAGUUAAAAGUAUCUCUCAGUCUCCUUCAUGAACUUUCUGGCCCUGUUCCUUUACUAGCGGCACCUGGUCAUUCACACCCCUGCAAGAAACUGCCAUUUCCAUACCUUUUGCUUAGUGCGGGGCGGAGUUUUCUAGUUUAAGGUUGGUCAAAGUAGGCGGGCAGUGUAGAGCAGUCAGUCUUAGAGCUGGGAUGUACAUGAAGAGGACAGGAUGGGGCAGGCACAGGUGUAGGUAGGAGCUAAGUACAUGUGUAUAUGAGACCCCAGCAUGAAGACAGAGUGCCUGUACAUGAAUGCACAGUUGUUCAUGUGACUGCCUGGAGGCGCGUGUACCACAGCAGUGAACGUGUGUGAAGGCAACUUUGCUUGAAUCAGGUCUGGUGGUACUUCACAAGGACUUGUUAAGGCUUACAAUUCAUUUCAGUCCUUCUACUCUCUGUGGAACAGACUUUUGAUGGCAACAAUUAUCACUAGUUCUUAUAUGAGUGAAGAAGCUGUUGAAACUGUGGUCUCACAUGAGGUCCCUUGCAAUCAUGGUGAAGUCUAGAAGAGUGCAGGUGCUCCUGAUUCUGGUAGUUCUGUCCUUCCUUCUUAUCCACUUCCUACCCUGCAGCAACAAUGCCCAUAUGGAAGAAAAACCUUCUCCUGUCCACAUCCUCAUUCUCUCCUCCUGGCGGUCAGGAUCCUCCUUCACUGGACAAAUCUUCAGCCAGCACCCCAGUGUCUUCUACCUGAUGGAGCCUGCAUGGCACGUUUGGGUUAAGAUGUACCAGAACAGUGCCAAAGUCUUACACAUGGCAGUGCGGGACUUAGUCAGGUCGGUCUUUCUGUGUGACAUGUCUGUGUUUGAUGCUUACAUGUCUAGCCAGAAGAAAAAGUCUGAUUUAUUUCAGUGGGAGACAAGCCGAGCCUUGUGCUCCCCACCUGCCUGUGACUCAUUCAGUCGCAGUGACAUAAUCACUGCAGGCAAUUGCAAAACGAUCUGUGGCAAGUACCCAUUCAGCAAGGUGGAGGAAGCUUGUAAAACCUAUAGCCAUGUUGCCAUCAAGGAAGUUAGGUUCUUUGACCUGAAAGUUCUCUAUCCCCUUCUCACUGAUCCAUCCCUGAACCUCAAAAUCAUUCACUUGGUACGUGAUCCUCGGGCUGUGUUCAGGUCCCGAGAGAAUACAAUGGCAGACCUGAAACGCGACAGUAACAUUGUUAUGGGGUCUCAGAAGACAAAGGGAGAAAUGGGGCCCUACAACACAAUGCAGGUAAUCUGCAAAAGCCAUGUUGAGAUAUACAAGGCAGGAAGUCAGGCCGCUCCAAGCUUCCUGAAAGACCGGUAUCUGCUGGUUCGCUAUGAAGACAUUGUCAGAGACCCGCUAGCACGGGCUGCUCAGAUGUACAGGUUUGCAGAACUCCAUUUCACACCAGAGCUUCAGAAGUGGGUCCACAACAUCACCCAUGGAAAGGGUCAUGGAGCACAGGCCUUUGAUAUUGGGUCGAGAGAUGCACUGAGAGUAUCCCAGGCCUGGAGAAAGACACUUCCCUUCCAGAAAAUAGAAAAAGUGCAAAAUGUGUGCAAAGAUGCAAUGGAUUUGCUGGGCUACCGGCUUGUUCAGUCUGAAGAAGAGCAGAAAAAUAUGUCUCUGGAUCUUUUGUUUACCCAGAACUCCUCUGAGUAUCAUAUUUUGAAGGCAGAAAAGCUGGUCUCUGCAUCUACCCUCUGAAGGCUGCAGUGCUGAACUAGAGCCAAAGAGGACAGAGGUGCAGGCAUAGAAGUGUAAGAGCGUGCAUGGAUACAAGAACCCUGACUACAUUCAGGAGAGCUCUCAGUAGCAGAGGGUCACUCUCCAUGAACACUAGAGAUACAGCCACAAUAAAAGCUAAAGUAAUGCGAGUUUGUUUUCCAAAUUAAUUAUGUUUAGGUCGGAGCAUACAGAAUUCCAGAGGAGUAGGAACAGAUGGCAGAAGCUCAAACCCCCCACGGACCACAGCUGAAGACUAGGGAAACCACAUAGAGCAAUUGCACUGCCAAAGAAGAGGAACUAUAAGAGGAAGCUGAGUAAAGAAAACAUCACUUGAUAUACUGCCAUGCAGGAUAUGUAGUGGCAGAAAAGACGCAAGGAUGACUGGACAUUUGGUUUCUGGAAAGAUGUUGGACUUUGGUUUGAUUUUGUGUUGGGUUUUUUUGUUUUGUGGGGUUUAGUUUUUUGUUUUGUUUUGGGGUUUUUGGUUUGUUUGUUUGUUUUUUAAUGGUUGCAUUUUCAAGUCCAGUUUUUUUCCUUUUGCUCCAUUCAUGUGUCUGAGUAUCCAGCCUUGGUAGCAAAGAUGGGGAAAUGUUUGUGUUCACUUACUGUAUAAUAGGAAAAUGGAAUAAACCAGCUAUUGCUGAAAAUAAAACUCCUGGGUUUUCAUGUGGGAAACCAUUUCUGUGAUUAUGUGAAUCCAUUUAUUUUUUUGCUGAAAUAAUUCUGUCUUCUAGCUUUCAAACCCAAGAACAGUUGUUUUCCUGGGAAUUCCCACAGUCCACACGGGUGGCAGAAGAAUUUAUGCUAAGGUUGACAUCCUAAAGACAAGGUAUACAAAUAUUGCUGCUCCAGGGAAUAAUAGGAAGAAACUUCUUUGAGCCACAAAAAGAACCUUCCUGACCUUUUGUGAUAGUAGAGGAACCUGAUAGGAAUAUGGAAAACCAAACUGUCUCCAGCAUGUUGAAAGGAACAUAACUGUGUUGUAGGGCAUAUACCACUGUAACACUGUGGUACUGCUGACAUGUGUAUGCAGCCCCAGCUAGAGAAUGGGAGCUUUCAGCUGCAGGAGGUGACAGGUCUCCUGUUUAUGAACCUGGUCAUCAGCAAAACUUGCAUUUCAAACCAAGCUGGUAACAUUCCUAAUGUAAAAAAAAAAUUACUGUAUUAGCUAUAUUGUCUUGCAUUCCCUCAUUAAGUGCUUGUCUGGCUUCCACACAAAUCUCAAAUAACUGUUCAAAGUCUGAAUAGCAUGACUGUGCCAUAUAAUUCUCACUUUUUCAGUCCAGUGAAACACUGUGUAGUGCUGUUUGAGCAUUUAUUUGGUUACAUUGGUUAAUUCCUUGAAUAAUCAGUAGGUGUUGCAGUGGUUUCCCAAAACAGCAGUCUCGUUAUACCGUUUUUUAUUUUCAGUAUAAUUUUAAUUUGGCUUAACAGCAGCCAUUUCACAACUCACCUUAAUUUUCUGAGUGCCACAGUGCAAUAUGCUAAAAACCCAAAAUAUUAACUCUUUAGAGAGGUUAAAAAAAACAACCAACCAAACUUUGCCUUUGCCAGCCCAUUUUAUUUCACCAAAGAAUGAAUUCCAGAUUUUUAGUACUCCCUUCAAAUAGUAUUAAAAGAAGUAACCAGAGCACAAUUUCAGGCUAAAAGUACUGAAUUUUUCAGAUUAUGUAUCCUAGCAAUAGUGUUCUCUCUCAAACACAACUUAGGUGACAGAUACAUAACCUCGGAUCAUACCCUCUUAACUUUCACUUCCUACUUCAACUAUUACUCAUAGCCCUGAAAGCUGGUGUACUUUUCCCCAGUAGAAUAUACAGCCUGGUACAAGCAUUCUUUUGAUUAAAGCAGCUGCAUCCUCUUAGAUCUGCAGAGAUGCAAAACAGGCCUUUUAAUACAAAAAAAAAAAAAAGGCAUUUCUUAAACUUCAGAACUUUGAUCAAAUUUUCCACUGUGUUUCUGAAAU